Molecule: messenger RNA, 1675 nt
Organism: Xylaria bambusicola
Lineage: Eukaryota; Fungi; Ascomycota; Sordariomycetes; Xylariales; Xylariaceae
Exons: 4
Coding region: 671-1276 (201 amino acids)
Source: RefSeq, a predicted model, not a curated record
CUCAAUGUGCCAUGUUUCUUCCACCAAAAAUAGUGUGAUCUUACAGAAUGCCAUGGGAGAUCCUUGCGAAGGACUCUCUAACAGCUCAUACGAGAAAAAAAAUAAGGGGAUCAAAAACUGGAAGCCGUGGGGCUGCGUCCUAGUUACUCUCCUCGCUCCCCUAACCCCCCCUGUUAACGGUACCUUGUCAGGUACUCUCAACGCCGAGAUGCCAAGGGCCCCGCUGCGCAGGGGAGUUUUUCCAUGAAGUAUACUACAAAAUCGAGGCCGAUGUACUUUUUGCGGAGUCAUCGUGAGAGCUAGCGUGCCAAGAAUACCUGACUAGGUCCUUUUUUCUAGCUUACAACUAUGUAUUGAUCAAAGAAAAACCAACAGAAUGAAGCAAAAAUAGUAUCAAUCAGAUGAAGAGCACUGAGCACAACAUGGCCAGCAACUUCAGUGGCAUACUAGUGCAGAAGAGAAGAGACAGAUGAGGAGCAUGGUGUAAGUCAGGAGGAUAAAAGGGCUUCCGGCCGCUCCUCGAUCAGGCUCUUCCAUCACAGCAGUUCAACAACAAUCACAACAACAACAACAGACACUCUUACCACACAUUAUCCUUUCCCUUGUCUCGACACCUCUUGUUUGAUCCCUUUAUUUCUGCCCCUCUCUACUCUUGCCAUCUCAAGUCAACAUGCACUUCUCUAAGGUCUCUGCCUUGUUCUUCACCUCCCUUGUCGCGGCGGGCACCCUCCUACAACGGGGAGACUCUAGCUUUGGAGGACACCCAUAUCAGGUCUCGGAAAACGUAUACUCCAACGUCCCACAGCAAGAACAUCGUUACAAGAUUGCAGACAAUGUCUGGUCGAACGUCCCCCCAGUCAACGCGACUUCAAGCCCAUCCAUGGUCACGGUGGCAAAACGGGACACCACCCGCCCCACCCUUGAUGAAUUGAAAGCUAAUGUUACUUUGGCUAUGGAGUGGAUGUCGGCACUCCCAGCUCCCCAGCCCGACUCUGGGGACGAAGGAACUGCCAUCGCUGCUCGCUGGGCAGUAUUUACGAUCCCCGUAGCUCAAUGUAUAAUUUCCAUGGCUGCUUGCUAUGGACUUUUGAGGGAAGACGACAGGUCCCUGGUUCUCAAACUUAAUUACUGCUUGACCUGGUCUCAAACCGCCGGCUAUUGCAAAUCGAGAACGCAAACGUCGUAUCGCUCCCUCUUUGGCGACGACUUUGCACCUGAUGAUGCCGUAUUUCAGGCUCAAGAGCAGAUCUUCAUUGAUUACGACGGAAAUCAGUAAAGAGAAGCUUUUAUGAAAGUAUUCAUAGGCGCGUUCAUGCUAGUGGUCGUGAGAGUGUUCGGUGGCCAGGACUUGUGCUAUGAUAUUUUGGGGGGAGGGUUCUGGACUGAUUUUAGGGGUUUCUUUAUUCACACUCGUUCUGUAUUAGUUUUCAUUCCUUUUUGUUCGUUUCUUAGAUGUAUGUAGUAGGAGGCGGUGAUGAAUUGAGUUGCGUUUCACGUCCACUCCUCACCAGUUGUUACCCGUUAUAGCGCCUCUCAGGGGCUUGUAGGGUGCCAUACUAAUCCAGUAAUACUUUACAGAGAUACUUUCGCUCUUUAUGAAUGAAAACACCCUUGGCAAAUGCUUUCGCUGUAGUUGGUCUUGAGAUUUUCCAAUUUAUCCCUAGCUAAGAUAGCC